Molecule: messenger RNA, 972 nt
Organism: Babjeviella inositovora NRRL Y-12698
Lineage: Eukaryota; Fungi; Ascomycota; Pichiomycetes; Serinales
Gene: ARG3
Product: ornithine carbamoyltransferase
Exons: 1
Coding region: 1-972 (323 amino acids)
Biological process (GO): L-citrulline biosynthetic process
Cellular component (GO): mitochondrion
Molecular function (GO): amino acid binding; ornithine carbamoyltransferase activity
Source: RefSeq, a predicted model, not a curated record
AUGCCCUCCAAGCCCCGCCAUUUGAUCUCCAUGCUUGAGUUGUCCAACGAUGAGUUGCACUCCUUGGUCAGCAGAACCCUCCACUUCAAGGCUCAAUUUAAAUCGGGCAAGCCGGCGCCAGAGUCUGUUUCCAAGGCUUUAGCUGGCCAGACUGUGUCUCUCGUCUUUAACAAGAGAUCAACCCGCACCAGAAUCUCAUCCGAAGGUGCUGCCGUUUACUUUGGUGGCCACCCGAUGUUUUUGGGCAGGGACGACAUCCAGUUAGGGGUUAACGAGUCGAUGUACGACACCGCCAGGGUCAUCUCUUCCAUGACCUCGUGCAUCUUUGCCCGUGUGGGGCCUCAUUCCGAUAUCCAGGAGUUGUGCCAGCAUUCCUCUGUUCCAAUCAUCAACUCCCUCUGCGACACCUACCACCCGUUGCAGGCAAUCACCGAUAUUGCUUCGAUUAAGGAGGCUUUUGGUAAGACCCAGGGCUUGAAGGUGGCCUGGAUCGGCGACGCUAACAACGUCAUCAACGAUCUCGCUAUCGCCGGAUUGAGAUCCGGUAUCGACGUUGCAGUGUGUACCCCCAAGGGCAUCAAGCUCGACGCCCAUAUUGUUAGCGGCGCUGCCGAGGUUUCGAAGCAAACCGGUGCUGUUUUGACCUUGCAUCACGAUCCAUUAGAAGCCGUCAAGAACGCUGAUAUUUUGGUCACGGACACCUGGGUUUCUAUGGGCCAAGAAGAGGAGGCCAAACAAAAGUUGAAGCAGUUUUCGGGCUUCCAGAUCUCACAGAAAAUGGCCACUGAUGGCGGUGCCAACCCGGGCUGGAAGUUCAUGCACUGUCUCCCAAGGCACCAGGAGGAGGUUCACGAUAACGUCUUCUACGACGAAUCCAGAUCUAUCGUCUUUGCGGAGGCUGAGAACAGAUUGUACGCAGCCAUGGCUGCUAUCGAGGGCUUCGUUGUCAACAAGGGUGACUUGCUGAAAUAA